This is a messenger RNA of Python bivittatus (Burmese python), 1892 nucleotides long. It is a transcript of the gene ALDH6A1, whose product is annotated as aldehyde dehydrogenase 6 family member A1. The record is from RefSeq and is a predicted model, not a curated record. Gene Ontology annotation, cellular component: mitochondrion. NCBI's taxonomy places the organism in Eukaryota, Metazoa, Chordata, Lepidosauria, Squamata, Pythonidae. Gene Ontology annotation, biological process: thymine catabolic process; L-valine catabolic process. Gene Ontology annotation, molecular function: methylmalonate-semialdehyde dehydrogenase (acylating, NAD+) activity.
UGGGUGGAGCCCAGCUGUUGAGCUGGUAGUGGGCAGAGCCCUCGUCGGCAGGUGGUCGUUAGCAGAAUGGCGGUUGUGGCUGCAGUUCGGGGGUCCCAGGGAGGGCGGCGCUUCUGGUUCGAGAUCUGUAGGAAGGCAAAUCUCAACUGGCAUUCCUCAUCCUUUAUUUCAUCCUCUUCAGUGCCAACAACAAAAUUGUUCAUUGAUGGCAAGUUUGUUGAGUCAAAAAGUAGUGAAUGGAUUGAUAUCUACAACCCUGCUACCAAUGAAGUUGUUGGUCGAGUCCCAAAAGCCACACAGAGUGAGAUGGAAGCAGCAGUGGCUUCAUGCAAAAAGUCUUUGCCAAACUGGUCUGAGAUAUCUAUUCUGAGUCGACAGCAAGUUUUCCUGCGGUACCAGCAGCUCAUCAAGGAUAAUCUGAAAGAAAUUUCAAAACUGAUCACCUUGGAGCAAGGGAAGACCUUGGCUGAUGCAGAGGGAGAUGUGUUCCGAGGCCUCCAGGUUGUUGAACAUGCUUGUAGUGUGACAUCUCUUAUGUUGGGUGAAACCCUUCCCUCCAUUACUAAAGACAUGGACACUUGCACCUAUCGCUUGCCUCUGGGAGUGUGUGCAGGCAUUGCACCUUUUAAUUUCCCUGCCAUGAUUCCUCUUUGGAUGUUCCCCAUGGCCAUGGUGUGUGGAAACACUUUCUUGAUGAAGCCUUCAGAGCGUGUUCCAGGAGCCCUUAUGUUUCUUGCCCAGCUGUUGCAGGAUGCUGGUGCACCUGAUGGAACACUAAACAUUAUCCAUGGACAACAUGAAGCUGUGAACUUUAUUUGCGAUCAUCCUGAUAUUAAAGCCAUCAGCUUUGUUGGAUCUAAUCAGGCUGGAGAAUAUAUCUAUGAAAGAGGUUCAAAACAUGGCAAGAGAGUCCAGGCCAAUAUGGGAGCUAAGAACCAUGGAGUGGUGAUGGCAGAUGCCAAUAAGGAGAACACGCUAAAUCAACUGAUUGGAGCAGCUUUUGGAGCAGCUGGCCAGCGGUGCAUGGCAUUAUCUGCUGCAAUCUUGGUAGGGGAGGCUCGGAAAUGGCUACCAGAGCUGGUGGAAAGAGCAAAGAACUUGCGAGUUAAUGCAGGAGAUCAACCUGGAGCAGAUCUUGGGCCCCUGAUCAGCCCCCAGGCUAAGGAACGGGUCUGCAAACUGAUUGACAGUGGAGCAAAUGAAGGGGCUAGUGUUCUUCUUGAUGGGCGAAAAAUCAGAGUGAAAGGGUUUGAAAAUGGCAAUUUUGUUGGACCUACUAUUCUUGGUAACGUCAAGCCUAAUAUGACCUGCUAUAAGGAGGAAAUUUUUGGACCAGUUCUAGUGGUUCUGGAAGCAAACAGUCUGGAUGAAGCCAUUGAAAUAGUGAAUAACAAUCCCUAUGGGAAUGGAACAGCAAUCUUCACCACUAAUGGUGCCACUGCUCGGAAAUACUCCCAUUUAGUGGAUGUUGGACAGAUUGGUGUGAAUGUUCCUAUUCCGGUGCCUUUACCAAUGUUCUCCUUCACUGGCUCUCGUGGAUCUUUCAGGGGUGACACCAAUUUCUAUGGCAAACAGGGGGUGCAGUUCUAUACUCAGCUGAAGACAGUUAUUUCUCAGUGGAAAGAGGAAGAUGCUGCUGUUGCCAAGCCUUCAGUAGUUAUGCCAACCAUGGGGAACUAAAGCCAACUGUCACUCUUGCUGGAGUUGUUAGAAGUAUUUUUCACCUAGGAUGGUGCAGGCUACUCUUCAGCUUUCUUGGGUUGCCAUUCUUGCCCUGGAAAUAUAGAAACCUCUUCAUUUCAGGAUCAUCAUUUCCAAUCAGUUGAAUAGGGCCCUUUAGCACAACAUUUAGUUUCUAUCUAUGGAAUAGCUUUUUGGGGGGGGGGGGUUAU